AUGAACACAACAUCCUACCAGUCCCUCAACCCCGAACUGCUGAGCACAACACCCAACCAGCCCCUCAACCCCGAACUGCUGAACACAACACCCAACCAGCCCCUCGACCCUGAACUGCUGAACACAACACCUACCAUCCCUCAACCCCGAACUGCUGAGCACAACACCCAGCCAGCCCCUCGACCCGGAACUGCUGAACAUAACACCUACCAGUCCCUCAACCCCGAACUGCUGAGCACAACACCCAACCAGCCCUUCGACCCGGAACUGCUGAACACAACACCUACCAGUCCCUCAACCCCGAACUGCUCAGCACAACACCCAGCCAGCUCCUCAACCCGAACUGCUGAGCACAACACCCUACCAGUCCCUCAACCCCGAACUGCUGAACAUAACACCUACCUGUCCCUCAACCCCGAACUGCUGAGCACAACACCCAACCAGCCCUUCGACCCGGAACUGCUGAACACAACACCUACCAGUCCCUCAACCCCGAACUGCUGA
Messenger RNA from Haliotis rufescens (red abalone), 504 nucleotides. RefSeq names its product platelet glycoprotein Ib alpha chain-like. The record is from RefSeq and is a predicted model, not a curated record. The transcript has 2 exons. The coding region runs from base 1 to 504 and encodes 167 amino acids. Lineage: Eukaryota; Metazoa; Mollusca; Gastropoda; Lepetellida; Haliotidae.